GCCCUAGGCGGCGCCAUGUCGACGGGUGGCCCGUGCCCGGCGGGGGCCAGUGGGAGCUCCGGGGGUGCCUCCUGCGCCGUGGGGGUCUCCCCGGGCGGGGUGUCCAUGUUCCGGUGGCUGGAGGUGCUGGAGAAGGAGUUCGAUAAGGCCUUCGUGGAUGUGGAUCUGCUCCUGGGUGAGAUCGAUCCGGACCAGGCAGACAUCACCUACGAGGGGCGACAGAAGAUGACCAGCCUGAGCUCGUGUUUCGCGCAGCUUUGCCAUAAAGCUCAGACUGUGUCCCAAAUCAACCACAAGCUAGAGGCCCAGUUGGUGGAUCUGAAAUCUGAACUGACAGAGACCCAAGCAGAGAAAGUUGUCUUGGAGAAAGAAGUUCAUGAUCAGCUUCUGCAGCUGCACUCUGUUCAGCUUCAGCUUCAUGCCAAAACUGGUCAAAGCACUGACUCUGGUACCAUUAAGGCAAAAUUGUCUGUCUCCUCUGUGGAGGAUCUGGAGAGAGAGCUUGAAGCAAACAAAAAAGAAAAAAUGAAAGAAGCUCAACUUGAAGCUGAAGUGAAAUUGUUGAGAAAAGAGAAUGAAGCCCUUCGCAGACAUAUAGCUGUUCUCCAGGCUGAAGUUUAUGGGGCUAGACUGGCCGCCAAAUACUUAGAUAAGGAGCUGGCAGGAAGGGUCCAGCAAAUACAGUUACUAGGAAGAGAUAUGAAGGGACCUGCCCAUGAUAAGCUUUGGAACCAGUUAGAAGCUGAAAUACAUUUGCAUCGUCACAAGACUGUCAUCCGAGCGUGCCGAGGACGGAAUGACCUGAAACGACCGAUGCAAGCUCCGCCGGGCCAUGAUCAAGAUUCUUUAAAGAAAAGCCAAGGUGUUGGUCCAAUUAGAAAAGUUCUGCUCCUUAAGGAAGAUCAUGAAGGCCUUGGCAUUUCAAUUACAGGUGGGAAAGAGCAUGGCGUUCCGAUCCUCAUCUCUGAGAUCCACCCAGGGCAGCCUGCUGAUAGGUGUGGAGGGCUACAUGUUGGGGAUGCGAUUCUGGCAGUCAACGGGGUUAACCUCAGAGAUACAAAGCAUAAAGAAGCUGUAACCAUUCUUUCCCAGCAGAGAGGAGAGAUUGAAUUUGAAGUCGUUUAUGUGGCUCCUGAGGUAGAUUCUGAUGAUGAAAAUGUGGAGUACGAAGAUGAAAGUGGACAUCGUUACCGCUUAUACCUGGAUGAGUUAGAGGGAGGUGGCAAUCCUGGUGCUGGUUGCAAAGACCCAAGUGGGGAACUCAGAGUGUUACAAGGCUUUAACAAGAAGGCCGUGACCGAUGCACAUGCAAACGGAGACCGGGGAGCAUCCAGCGAAGGCCCCCUGGAUGACAGUGAUGCUAAGCUGGAGGAUCUGCACAGCCUGUAUCAUAAGAAUUCUCACUGACACCACUGCUUCCAGACAGAUUGUACUCAGACGAUGCUGAAUGGGGACACUAGGGAAGAUGGUGACAAAGACUAGACCAGAUCAGGGGAGGCUAUCGGUUGCCUAAAAGAAAGAUAUGGUACCUCAGGGUUUCAUGUGAAUAAUUACUUCUAAAAGCAUAACAACUCCAUCUGCCCUGGGGUUUACCAUAAUUAGCGAUUGCAUGUAAAGCAAUUUUGAUUUUCUUAAAAUUGUAAGCACCAAAGCAUGUGUUCCCCAAAGUGUAUCACUAGAUUCUUAAGUACCAAACGAAGCACCGCAAUCUUAUUUGGUUCCUUUUUUAUUGAACAAAAGGACAAUGUAAACUGUAAUUUCAUAAGAAACAGCCCUAAUUACAAGAGAGUGAGUUCAUAUGAUAUAUUCCAGAAUAUUAAAUGUGACAUCUUUUAAGGGCAGAAAUUGAGUCAAUAGAUUAUAGAAGUGUAGGUUUGACUUAAUUUUUUUUAGCUAGUUUUUUUUAAUUUACUCUGCAUUCUGAUACUUUAAUCAUUUAUUAUAAUGAAUUUUCCUUGUUUUACUCAUUGCAGUACAAAUGGUUUUCUUUAAGCAAUCCUGUAUCAAUCAGUGCUGCACGAGAUAUAGUUUCUGAAAAGUUCUUACAUAUUUUACUUUUAGUUUUUAGAAGGAAUUCAGGCGAGUGUGAAAUAUCUAUUCCCAAUUAUGUUGAUCUGUGUACAUGGUACUGGAACAUUACACUAUUAAUAUUUAGUCUCUGAUGCUUAUUUUCUGAGUCCCCUGAAAGGAAGUUUUGUACCUUCUGAGUUGUUCCUAUAAAGUGGAAGCUCAAAUUUCUCACUAUGCCACAAAAGACGUUGUAUUCAAACAGCAUGUUCUCUUACAGUAACUGAUUUGCCGUUACCUCAAAAGCUGUGAGCAGAGGUGAGCAAGCUUCGCCGAGGGAGGUGCGGUGCAGUCGUUGUUUGGGCUGGCGUUUCACUUCAGCGUGUGUUUGACUAAAGCCCUCUUCAUAAGCAAACCACGGGUUUGGUAGUUCUCUUAUCCCAGGCUUCAGCCUGCUCCCUGAUUUACUCAUCUGCAGGCCACUGGACCUUGAUGGGCAAAGUCAAAAUGCUGCAUUUAAAAAGGUGAUAGUCUUGCCAGUAUCACUGUCUUAAAGAAUAUACAUUUUCAAGAAUAUUAAGUGGGGAAAAGCUGAAAAAGGUUUUUUAGAAUAUUAUCAGUAUCUUCCAUUUCUAGUAUUCAGAUGUCAUGUGAUAAAGAACACACUUUCUGGUCUCACCCAUGAUGCACUAUACAUUAGUUCAUAGGCAACUUAUGACAUGUAUAUACUUUAUUUGGUGAUUUAGCUAUUUAUACAUUUUAUGUUUGAACAAUUUCUCAUUUCUGGUUUGUUUUGUUCUUCUGUUAAUUUGUAAGAGAAGUACACAUCACAGUGUAUGUUGUUACUGAUAUUACAAUACUUUGUAGCAUAAUGCUGCCUCUAAGCAAGUUAGUAUUUAAUUGUACAACUAAGUAAGCAAGUUACAUGUUAUUGUUGUCUCUCACAGGCCAGACCUCUUCCCAGGAAAGAAAUUGUUUGUCCCCAUGCAUUCACCUUGCCCUACACUGCCAUGUGUGGCAUGAGGACUUCCACCUGGCUGUUAGCUAAUGAAUCAAUGCCCCUGCUGGCAGAUCUGAACAGCUUUUUUUUUUUUAAACCCAGCCUGGAAUGGGAUAACCCCAUUUUCUUUCCCUCAAAGAACAUUCUUUAUCAACUAUGAUUUGGGACAUGCAAGCUACAACCAUUUGAUUUUCAAAAGCCAUCUCAUGGUUCUUUAAAGAGUUAUUUUGGAGCGUUGGGUUGUCGUGUUUGUGAGGGUAAUUGUAAUUGGAAAGACUGUAUGGAAUGCGUAUGAGAUAGACUUCUUGAAGGGGCUGACAUGGAGGCUGAGCAGUUCUCGAAGGCACUGAGCAUUCAGAGGCCAGACCCUUUUCAGCCCGUAUCUCCUCGGUUUCCCAGCGUGUGUUAGAGUACUUGCUCAGAUGCUACUGUGAAAUUCCUGCCAGAUGCUUUAGGAAGAACCUACCUGAAGGCUUGUUUGAGAAUAUAUGGUCUUUCAGGGAUGAACUGAGAAUUAUAGACUUCUUUCCUAACGACUGACCGAGAGCAGUUUUUAUAUUUCACAUGAAUAAGAGAAACAAACAAACUCGAAUGUAACACUCAGGCUUCUAGAACAAAACCAAAUCGAUAAGGAGGACCCGAGACGGGCGGGAAAAAAUGCACACGUGCACACCAAACAGAAUAACCGAACAUUCUCAACAGGAUGUGUGGGUUGUACACAGGAGUGCAUAUGUUUACACUUUGACCUCUACAGUUCUCUUCUGCCUAACCUGUUUAUGAUUUGAUGCAAAAACAAUGGGUGAUGUGAACAUUGUUGAAAGAGAUUUAAGAAAGCUGAAGCUUUUCUGAGUCUUGGUUAAUUAUAACAACUCUUGUCCAAAGUUGUCACAGCUUGUCCUUGGUGCUGGAUUUUUUUCCCACCACGCGAGACUUUUUUGUUUUUGUUCUUAUUUUUCUAUUUAGAAACAAAAGCUUUUUUGAUUCAUGUGUAUGUUGAAUGUUAUUUGACAUCCUUAUUUUAUUAUGUAAUCGAAUAUUCCAAAUAGCUAGUCUUCCACUUAGGGUAAGCCUCAAAUCUAUAGGACUUAUGACAAUUGUAUACCUACCUAGGUUGAGUUUAAUAUUUUUUUAUUGGCCUGUAAAUAGGGAUGACACCUUCUAUAAUAAAAUGAUAUUGAAAUCAUUUAAAAAAUAAACAUUUUAUGUUUCUUUCACAAUUCAA
Molecule: messenger RNA, 4229 nt
Organism: Echinops telfairi (small Madagascar hedgehog)
Lineage: Eukaryota; Metazoa; Chordata; Mammalia; Afrosoricida; Tenrecidae
Gene: GOPC
Product: golgi associated PDZ and coiled-coil motif containing
Exons: 9
Coding region: 16-1407 (463 amino acids)
Biological process (GO): negative regulation of protein localization to cell surface
Cellular component (GO): trans-Golgi network transport vesicle; membrane; Golgi apparatus
Molecular function (GO): transmembrane transporter binding
Source: RefSeq, a predicted model, not a curated record